This is a messenger RNA of Microplitis demolitor, 2880 nucleotides long. RefSeq names its product polymerase delta-interacting protein 2 (gene POLDIP2). Gene Ontology annotation, cellular component: mitochondrial nucleoid; nucleus. The record is from RefSeq and is a predicted model, not a curated record. The transcript has 6 exons. Lineage: Eukaryota; Metazoa; Arthropoda; Insecta; Hymenoptera; Braconidae. Gene Ontology annotation, biological process: error-free translesion synthesis. The coding region runs from base 819 to 1826 and encodes 335 amino acids. Gene Ontology annotation, molecular function: DNA binding.
CCGCAACUUAUAAUUAGGGACGUAAAUGCAUAUGUCAACUGACAUACACGCUGGGACGUAACAAUCGUAUCAAUCAGACUGAGAUUUCAAAAAGUAAUUAAUAACUGCACAAUUAACUAAUCCUUGGUGUUAUUGACAUGAUUUUAUGCGAGCAUUUUGCGAAAUGGUGGUUAUUUGACAGUAAAGCCCAUCUAAAUACUUCGCAUUUGAGGCGUGCAAUAACAAUAAAUUUUUAAAAAACAUAGAGGAUGCGUUUGCGCAUGUGCACAGCUAGUAUUAGAACAUCGGGCAUAAUUAAAAUUUUAAUAAUUGAUUAUAAAUAUAAAAACAAACAAACAAGCUAUUUUUGGUGGGAUAUGAACAAAUAAAUCAAGAUAAAUGGAAAAAAAAAUAAAAAGUAAUUAAAAUACGUAUAGUGUAUAGUCAUCGCUAACUUCAAAUAAAUUUUUAAUAAUUUAAUUCUAAAAAAAUAAAAAACAAACAAUUAUUUAUAGCGAACAUUAAAGAACAAACGACAAUCAAACGAAUCGUUAAAAAAGAAAUUUGCAAAAAAUCGAAUUCCUUUCGCCAACUUAAGAGAGCUGAGUUGCAACUUAUGGCACUACAACUGUGAAAUGCUAUAGGAUGUGGCUCUUAUUUACUUUAUAUAAUUCAAGUAUCAAUUAAAAAAAAAAAAAUAUAUAGACUGUAAUUGCGUGUUAUGCACAUAUUUAUUACUAAUAUUAACUUGAAUUAAUUUUGUUACCAUGUGAUUGUUUUAAAAAUUUAAUAACAAUAAUUUUUUUCAUUCGUCCUGUAUCAAAAACCAAUUUUUUAGUAUGAAUUUUAUGCAAUUUCAUCGAAAUAAUUUUCAUCAUAUUUUAUUGAAGGCGAAAAAUAAUUUGAUAAACAUAAAAAAUGCUACAUAUAUAAGAUUGGCAGAGGUAGGAAAAUUAGAAACCCCAAAAUUGCAAGGAAAAUAUGAAACUGGGCAAUUAAUAUUGCAUCGAGUAUUUGGAUAUCGUGGAGUUAUUUUGUUUCCAUGGCUUGCUCGAGUUUAUGAUCGAGAUUUACCCAGUAAAAAGAAUGGAAAUGAGGAAACAAAUCCAAAUAGUGUAGGUAAAGAAGUAAACGGAAGAACCCAUACAUUUUAUCAAGUUCUAAUCGAUCAACGCGAUUGUCCCUUUAUUAGAGCGCAAACUGAAGCCGUAACAUUUUUGGGAAAUAAUGAAAGUAGUCGAAGUUUAUACGCGAUCCCCGGGCUUGACUAUGUUGCACAUGAAGACAUUUUACCUUAUUCAACAAACGACAAAACAGCUUUACAGCAUGAACUUUUUGAUAAAUUUUUAACAUUCAAUCCUGAUAAUGAUCCACCUUUUAUUGCACAAGAAACACUUCGAGCUUGGCAAGAAAAAAAUCAUCCAUGGCUUGAGUUAUCAGAUGUUCACAAAGAAAUGACUGAAAACAUUCGUGUGACUGUAAUUCCGUUUUAUAUGGGAUGCAGAGAAACACAAACUACUUCCGUUUAUUGGUGGCGUUACUGCAUUAGACUUGAAAAUUUGGGUGAUCUUAGUGUACAAUUACGAGAACGUCAUUGGAGAAUAUUUAGUUUAUCUGGCACAUUGGAAACCGUAAGGGGUCGUGGAGUUGUUGGACAAGAACCAGUAUUGUCAAAAACAUUACCGGCUUUUCAAUAUAGUAGCCAUGUCAGUUUACAAGCACCUAGCGGCCAUAUGUGGGGAACAUUUAGAAUGGAAAGAGAAGACGGAUAUACUUUUGACUGCCGAAUACCUCCAUUUUCGCUAGAGUCUAAAGUCGAUGAAUCAUCGCCCAACGCCGAAUUAUGAGAUUCGGAUUACCAUUAAACGGGUUUCAGUUCAUUGAUAAUUAUUGCUUCUACAAAUUGAACUGAGAAACAAAUAUUGUAAAAGUAUGUACGUUAAAUCAUAUGUUCGUCUUAUUUUCAUGUAAAUGAGUGUAUUUGGAAUAUCUGUCAUAUUUUUUCUGAAUAAUAUUUCCACCAACUAUAUUAAUUUGAUAAGUUUACAUUAAAAUAUAAAAGAAUGUAGGAAGUGUUCUUAUAAAUACUUUGAGUAAAUUUAUCAGAUAAAAUAUGAAGUUGAGUAUAAAUAACUAAUACUUAUCUUGUAAAAAUGCGUAGAUAAAACAAAGUGAGAACAACUUGAAAUAGAAAAAAAAAACAUAUGUUAUAAUGUAAACAAGUAUGGCGUAAAAACAGUCUUUUACAGUUAUAUGUUAGAAAGACCAGAAAAUAUUUUUUUUUUUAUUUUAAUUUGCACCCUUUUCUCUGAAAUGGAAUUGCUAAAAUUUUAUAAAAUAUGCAUUAGAAUCAUAUAAGGAGUUAGGUGUUAAAAUAACUUGGCCAAAUGAGUUGAUUCUUUGAAUUCUGACAGAUCUAUGCUUUAGACCUAAAAAUAUAGAAUUAUGCCUAUGUUAAUUAUAUGUGUAAUUGUUGUAUAUUAUUUUAUUACAUUUGUAUAUAGAUUUCGUACUUUUCCAAUAAGCAUAUUAGAGUUAUCCUCUAAAUAAAAUCCUCUGAAUAAAAAUAUAUGAUUAAAUUUAGGUUAGUUAAUGAUCGAAAAAAAAAUGAGGCCCAAUUUCUUAUUGGUUAUUUUUGAAUUUACAUCUGGGCAUUGGUCAUCCAUCAACUUGGAGGUACUUGUGCUAUAGGACAUGGCUAACCUACUAAAUUUGAUCAUAACCUUAAGGGGACUAUUGUCCUUGAUUCAAAAUGAAUUGAUUCCCUGCAUCUUAAUCUUUGUAAAUAAUAUAAUACAUUCAUCUAUAAAAAUGCAAGUCAAUAAUAAAUUUAAGAAACGUUUUCACUAAAGUUUAGUUCAUAUGAUGUAAUUUAUGAAUAAAAUUGAAUAAUAUAUUUUA